GCACGUUAAGUACCCGCACCUCAUGAUGGUAGGACUCCUUCUGAGCCCCAGGAAUGAGAUGCCUUCUCCAACGCCUAGACUUUGGCUCAUUGCGGCAAGAAAGCGGCCUCUUCUAGCGGGUGGCUACCGAUCAAGACAUUCGAUUUCUUCGUCUAAUGUGGGCACACCCUUCAUCACGCAAGACAUGCGUCUCGACCGCACAAACGGCACCCCCAGGACAUGCGGUGCAUAUUCCGAAAAGGUUAAUUAGUCCGCGCCUCCUUGUUUCUGGAACCGAAAUCUGCGAUUUCUAGCUUUGGGGAACUUAAUCAAAAACGGUGGCGAGAUGGGAGGGAGUCUAGCAAGUCAGGUCCCACGCUCACCCUUCUUCGCUUCCUGGAUUUGGAUUGCGCUCGACGCAGUGUAUGUAGAUAGGGCUGAAUGCUGCUUCAUAUUCCAAGGCGAUAUGUCCUCAAAUGCGAAGCUCGUCAUGAGACGCGUUGCCAGACAAGGGGAAAGGUUUGGAUCAACUGUCAAUCCAUCCAGAUGGGCUCAUUUGCUCCGCGCCCUGGGAAUAGCAAGUGAUUCACGCAGGGCCGCCCGUACACUGGUCGGCCGGUCUUGGUCAUAUCUCAGCUCAGCGUUGUGUGGACCAGUCAUUGCUAGAGGCGGCAACAUAGAAGUAUGCGAGCGCAAGCACACGGCUAACUGGCCUAGCGCCUCCAAGCUGUGAAGCCAGGCGGCGUGCGCGUUGGCACAUCAUGCGAUUGGUACGGAUUCGGGCUCGAUUUGCGGGAGGCGUAAGAGCCUGACCUAUUGCUGACUGACGCCAGCGUUGGCCGGAGAGGGGGAGUCUGCCUGGACUGCAGCACGUGGUCCACGUUGCGCGUUCGACAAGGGCGCUCCUCCUAAUUGUAAGUGAUCGAUGAGCAGAAGAUGCGCUCGUGGUAAGACAGGUGACCCCCAACAUUGGAGAGAAGUGCAGCGUUUCCGUUCCUUCGCUCUGAUUUGCGCGUAAUGUGUGCGUGCGAAUUUUCCAGCUUUCGGCUUCGCGGACGGGCUUGCGGUUCAGUGAC
Molecule: messenger RNA, 1055 nt
Organism: Colletotrichum navitas
Lineage: Eukaryota; Fungi; Ascomycota; Sordariomycetes; Glomerellales; Glomerellaceae
Exons: 1
Coding region: 326-712 (128 amino acids)
Source: RefSeq, a predicted model, not a curated record